AGUUUCUGAUGGAAUUUCCAAGUUUAUCUUUCGAUCUUCUAAUAUCUCAAAAUGGAUAUACAGGCUAUUUCUCUGUGAAGGAUGGGAAAGUAUUCUACACCAAUGUUCUGAAUAAAGAAAGUUUUAUAUAAUUUAUUUUGAAAAGAUGGAGGUGGAAGGUAGAAGAGGUACUAGGUACAUUAAAGCGGAAAGAACGAUAUCCUAAUGAAUUCUGGAACCCAUUUGCCUCCAAGGAAAUGAAUCUGCAAUCAGCAGUGGGUCAUAAAUCAAAUGUCAUCAUGGGAAUCCAAGAAGAUAGGCCAGUUUCAGUUAUUUCCAAAUAAUUGUUUUCUUAAUUGACUGGUACUGAGAUAGUAUUUCCCAGAGGGUUUAAAAUCAGAACACAUUAAACUCUGUUAAAGUUAAAAUUUCUACAGAAUAUAAACAUUUACACAACUCUUAUUUUGCAUGUUUGUUCCCACUCCCAAAAAAGAGCAGAUCAUUUUGAACAACAGCAGAAUAAUUUGACAAAUACUAUUUGUCUAGGGUGCCAAAAAACUACAGAAAAAUUAUAUGAAAGCAUAGAUAUUCCAUGACAAAUAUAAUUUUUAUUUCAAUACACAAUUAAAGAUCAUACAUAAGACUAGAUACAAAUAUUAGCGAUUGAGUUAUUUGGUAACAAGUCCUUCUGUUGCGCAUAGUACAGUUGCUUCUUGAAAUCUGGAAUAUUUCACAGUACAAGAUUAAUACCAAGACUACUGAAAGGAGUCUUAAAACUUUAAAGCAAAAUAGAAAAUUCAAAUGUAUUUUUAAAAUGAGUUCUCUUCAAGAAACAUCAUAAUCAGGGUGUAAUAUGCCUUUCUCUUGUUUCUGACUUUGCUAUAAAAAUGCAAUUUUAAUACCUUAACAAUUUUGAAAACCUUUUAAAAAUCUUACAUUUUAAGGUGGUAAAGAAUUAGGCCUAACUAUAAAAUCCCCAAAAUGCACAUGGAAAGCUUUUUAGCAAACAAAUACAGUUUUCAGAAUGUCCUUGUUAUCAGUUUUGCAUUCCAAGUUCUCUUAAGGGUAAGUAAGCAGCCUGACACCCAAAUGCCAUUUUAAUAAGGUCAUUUUUAGAACCUCUAUGAAAUAUCUUUAUGAUUCCAUAGACUAUACAUUUACAUGCUCUUUAGCUAAGCAAUAUGAGAGGUAUAUGGUGUUGAGGAAAACUCAAGUUAUCUAUUAUAGAAAAGGUCUGAAAAUAACUAGUUAUGGUUAUCUCUGAGGUUGUGAUUUUAUGGGGUAUUCUUUUCAUUUAUUUAUAAGUUUUUUUUUUUUAAUGAGACUGGGUCUUGCUAUAUUGACCAGGCUGGUCUCCAACUCCUGGCCUCAAGCAACCCAUCUGCGUUGGCCUCCCACUGUGCUGGGAUUACAGGUGUCAGCCAUCUAGCCUGGCCUCCUAUUUAUACUUUUAAAUUUUUCAAUAAUAAACACAACAGAUUUGGUAAUAAAAACACACUAUUCUUUAAUGUAGAAAUAAUACCUUGUUACUUAGGAAAUUUCCUUUUAGGACUUUACCAGCAAUUCCUCCUCCCUAAAAAAAAUGUGAAAUGCACACUCAGUUAUAGACACAAAAAUAUUCACUGCAUAUUAUUUACUAUAAACAAAAACUGAAAAUUACACAAUAUUCACUAAUAAGGGAAUUGUUAGGUAAAACGAUAUUCAUCCACAAGGUAGAACACCAUGCAGCUAACAAAAAUGUUUUUAUAAAGUUAUAUAUAAUAAACAAAAUGCCUAGGUUAUAAUAUUAAGUAGAAAAAAGAACAUAAUUUAUAUAUAUGUACCAUGUGCUCUCAUCUAUGGAAAAAAUGCAUUUAAAUAAAAAGACUAGUGCCAUAAUGUUAAGAAUGGGUUAUUCCCAUUAGUGGAGGAAUUAUAUGUAUACUUUUUUGUUCACUUUACUCUUCUUUAUUUUUUAUAUUAUAGUAAGACACUACUUCUUUCUUUAUUUUUCUUUCUUUUGUCCUGAGAGCAACAAAAAAGAAACUGUUUCUUAAAUAGAAUACAAAAACAUUUAAGGAUACAAUUGGCUUUUCUAGAAUUUUACUUAAGAGACAAAAAACUAGCUAUAUCACUAACUAGAAGGAAAAAGUUAUUUCCUAGUACUGUACAGUGUUGAUAAAAUAAACUACUCAAGGGCACUCACUGAACAGCAAACAAGCGACCACUACUGCCUCAAAGUUUAACAGUUUACAUGCUAUUAUUCUUUUCCCAUUAUGCUAACUUUAUACAAUUAGCAUCUCUAAUUCAUAAACCACAAACUAAUACUACAAAGCCUUUACAAAGCAUAUUAGGAAGCUGGAUUCUACCACCAUCUGUCUUCCCCUUUGGAUGCAAAAUUCACAUCGAGAUCUAACACAAUACCACUUCAGAUGAUGAUGUAAUUAUAUUUCAUAAACAAUGUUAAACUGUUUGAUAGAUUCGACCAGAACGAAGAUGUCUUUUGUCUACUAUUUUUUUCCUAAAAGGGAAACAGACGUGAAUCUCCCAAGUUCUGUAGAAAUACAUCAUUUGUGAGUAAUAUAGAACAAGAGACAGAGAAGAACCAGUUAAAAAUAAAAGGGUCCUAAUUGCUCAUUACAUAGAUGAUUAAGCCCUAAAAUUUGCCUCAGAGUCAAACUUGGGAAAAAAGACCUCUACGUUUUAAAACACACAAACUUGUAUCGAUGUUAAAGCAUAGUAUAUGAAGAAACUUUUAUCAUCAAUAAGUAUAAUUGUGAUAUUUUGCUGAUAUUAUUUUUAUACCAUAUUCAUUGUUCUACUAUAACUACUGUAAUAUGUUCUGCAAUGAAAACUGAAUUUAAAACAAAAGUUUUCAUUAAACAUCUUAUAGUUUUUAAGGUAGUUGUAUUUAUCAAAAACACACAAACAUUUAUCCAGUGAAUGAAUGAAUAAGGAUAAAUAACUGCUGUAAAAAACUUCAUUAACAAUGGAAUUGUUACUCCCAUGGAAUACCUUAAGAAACAAUUGGGCCAGGCGCGGUGGCUCACGCCUGUAAUCCCAGCACUUUGGGGGGCCAAGGCGUGUGGAUCACUUGAGGUCAGGAGUUCGAAACCAGCCUGGCCAACACUGUGAAACCCCGUCUCUACUAAAAACACACAAAUUAGCCGGGCAUGGUGGUGAGCGCCCGUAAUCUCAGCUACUUGGGAGGCUGAGGCAGGAGCAUCGCUUGAACCUGGGAGGCAGAGGUUGCAGUGAGCCGAGAUCGCACCACUGCACUCCAAACCAGCCUGGGCAACAAGAGCGAGGCUCUGUCUCAAAAAAAAAAAAAAAAAAAUUCAGAGCAACUUUGCAACCUAGAGAUCUAGAGAACUUUUCUGUUCAAAGAUUGCUUUGACAUUUCACUUAUCCCUCUCUACCUUAAUAUCUCCAAUCACACCCACCAAAUUACCACAGAUACCCUCACCCAUCUCAAAUUCACACUACUUCUUUUUAUAUGUUAAUAACAGCUUCUUUAGAAAAGCACAGCGAAAUGGGUUCUGCGGACUAAACAUUUAGCUUUUAACAUAAAUCAUUUUACACAUAUAUACUACACACACGAUUUAGGAUCUAAGUCCUCUUUCACGAUCUGACCAGUGCUUGUUUCAAUUACAAAUGAAUGCAUUGAUCUCACUCUGACAGCCAAACCACGGUAUUACUCCAUAGUGCCCCCUAGCUCUUUAAGAUAUAUUAGUUUAAAACGGACACCAUUUGAAUUGUCAACCUCAAAGUGUCAGUCACUCCACUUAAGCAGCUCUUACUGUACUAACUAAAUUUGACCUGAUAAAUAAUAGAUGAUUUAAUUAAAUCUUGCUACUAAUCCCAGUAAGAGCUGAUGAGAAAAAAAUACUAAGAACUGAUGGAUUUGGAAUUCAACCACACGAUAUACUACAGUUCAAAAGUUUUGUAGAACCUCUCUAAAACUCACAAUUUGUUUGUUUUUAUAAAGUCAUUAAGCAAGGACUCAUAAAACAUGCAUUUAAAAUGCCUUCUUUUAUGUAACUUAAAGGGAAAUGGCAUGGCAUAGGCCAUGGCUCUUCAGAGGAAUGGAACCAAUUUCUUCAUUUUAAAAAAAUGCUAGGAUCAGAUUAAGAUUUAACAAUAUCACUAUAGUCAAGUUAUCAUUAUCAUUACAAACAAUCUAAAUUGCUAACUGGUAAAUCUGUGAGAAGAAAACAUCUGACCUUGGUCCUGAUUCUAAAAGGUAAGUCAGAUUUGGACUGCUUCAGGACCAGCAGGGGAAGGCAAAAAGUAAAGAAGACAGAAUGACAUAUACCCCUUCCUUUUGGAAACGGGAUUAAGCAAAACUUCUAAGUACAACUGCAACUCCAAAAAUCACUGAGGUUUGCAAAUGCCCUUCGCCUUACAUAAGUCAUUCUGAAAAGAAGUCCUAUUUUAUUCUACACUCAAACUCUAGUACAUUCGUACUAACAAGGGAAAAAGCAGAAUAGGACCAAAACUGGAGGGCAAACAAACAGGAAAAGGAUGAAACUCCAGGAGGAACUACAAUAAGGCAGAGUAGAGUACGUCAAAACCACCAGGUUUUAUUCUAAAGAAUGGUUUUGUUUCUACCGUUCUUCUAAGGUAUUCAAUUUGCACGUCUUAAAAUAGAGACCCUGAGGAGAGCAGCUUGAGGCAGUGGAAGGAAGGGGGGCGGGUUAGGUAAGAACAGAGACUUGUGAGAGAAUAUGUGCGGUGCAUUAGAAUGUGCAAUGAAGAGGGUGCAGGAUUCACCGUCAGGAAGCAGUUGAGGGCUUUAUGAGUAGAGGCAGAAUCUGAUAUGGUUUAAAGAAUGCGUAUUACAGCCAGAAUGCACACCUGGUACAGGGACAACCCUAGACAAGUAGAAGACCAAUCCACCCACUGUGCAAAUGCAGAGAUGACCAUUUUAACCAGUUCUAUUGUCUGGAGCAUUAAAUGGAAAUGCCCCAGGCAAGAGAUCAAGCUAGCCAGACACCAAAUCAGACACCCUGAGCCAAAAGGAAGGAGAGGAGAUGGACAGUGGCCAUGGGGGCAUUCCCAGCCAUGGGGCCCUUCCUCGUCGGGCAGGAGAGGGGAGCCGGGGUCACGGGGGCCGCACGAUCCCCCAUCCGCGGAGCCCAAGCGCAGGCGGUCCCCUCCUCGGGCCGGCGACGUCUCUCACGGCGCAGCCUGGGAACACCGAGACUUCCCCUCCCACCCCACCCCCAGCCGAAAGCAGGGAAGACGCGGAACUUGGGCUCCGGAGCGGAGGCCACAGACCAGGUCACGGCCCGGGUGGGGGGCUCUGGGCGAAAUUCCGGGUGGCCACCGGGGGUGGCGUAGGGGAAAGCAAAGCCCCGGCUGGUUGCGUUUCCAGUCGGACGACACUCGGGUCCGGGUGCCCGGGCCCGAUCCCUUCGCUGCUCACCGACCCCCUGCACCUCCUGGGUCCUCACAGUCCCAGGCCCGCUCGCCUCCGCCAGUGAGACGGCCUCCCGGGUCUCCCCGGUCCCACCACUGCGGCCGCCCCUCUCGGGGCGGGGUCGCCGCUCGACCCACUCUGUUCCUCGGCCUUCCAGGCGAAGGGCAAGAGCGAGCCCUGGCGGACCGUGCGGAGGGGUGCAGAGACCUGGAUGCGGCCUGCGAUCUCCUUCCCCGCCCCGGCGUUCUCCGCCCACCCGGGGUCCUUCCCGCCAAAACCUCUCACCUACAAGUACAGCGCGCCCUAAAUUUGGCACCGGCAAAGAACUGUGGCUGAGCAAUGCGUUGCUCACAGGCUCCUUUCUUUGUGUCCUUUUCUUUUCUCGUUGCUAUAUAUAAUAAAACCCUCCACGUUUUGAUGUCUCCGAGGAGUCAUUCUGACAGCAGUGCAGUCGAUUAUAGACUCACAGAA
Pongo pygmaeus (Bornean orangutan) is the source of this 5851-nucleotide messenger RNA. RefSeq names its product basic salivary proline-rich protein 2-like. The transcript is spliced from 2 exons. The coding region runs from base 4790 to 5716 and encodes 308 amino acids. The record is from RefSeq and is a predicted model, not a curated record. NCBI's taxonomy places the organism in Eukaryota, Metazoa, Chordata, Mammalia, Primates, Hominidae.